Auanema sp. JU1783 is the source of this 1194-nucleotide messenger RNA. The record is from the annotation of a GenBank genome assembly. Lineage: Eukaryota; Metazoa; Nematoda; Chromadorea; Rhabditida; Rhabditidae.
AUGCGACCAAACUCAACUGGAGAUUGGACAGACGUCAAGUGUGAAUGGUUCGAUACGGUCAAAUCUCUUCAGAACAAUUACUAUUGGGUGCGACAAUUUGAUGGCUCACCUAUCGUUUUUCUUUACGGAAUUGUUUGUACUUUCGGUGCUUUGGCUAACUUUUUCGUAUUGUUCGCCUUCAUUCGAACUGAAAAAUUACGAAAUUUAAGGAACAGUUUUAUUGUGAAUUUAGCUGCUUCCGAUUUACUUUUAUGUGUUGUAACAGCUCCCGUGACUUUGUAUACGAGCGUUAACCUUUUCUGGCCAUUCGGAAAUAUAUCAUGUAAAGUGUUAGCUUCUGUACAAGCUGUGAAUACUUUCGUUUCAUCGCUCACACUGGCUUUAAUUGCAUUGGAUCGAGUUCUAUUAACAAUCUGUCCUGUUCGAUGGCGUUUAGCUGCAACUGCACCUAUUGUUUGUUAUUGUAUCGUAUGGAUUGUUUCCAUAUUAGUUGCAUUACCAUAUUCAUUAGCUGUAAAGGCGCAGCAGGUGACUCACUUUGAGCCUUGGAAUGAUGGCUCAACACCUGAAAUGCUGGAAGCAUGUGAAGAAACAUUCCCUGAAAUUUGCAUAGAAAUGCAAGAUACUUGGGAUAGAGCAUAUAUUAGCAAAAUGACAUUCACGUUGGUUGUAUUGGCCAUUCAAUAUGUUCUGCCGCUUGUGGCAUUAGCUUUUGCUUAUGUACAAAUUGGAUCGACAAUAAGAAGGAGAUCAAAAUUCUCCAGAACCAUUGAUAGUACACGACGAAUGAACAAUCAAAAUAGAAACAGGAGGGCCUUGCUUCUGUUAUUCCUUCUAGUUCUAACUUAUGCAAUUUGCUGGGCUCCAAUGAAUGUCUAUAAUGUUCUAAAUGGCUUCGAAAUCAUUGACUAUUCACAAUAUAGGUACCUUUUCUGCCAUCUUGUAGGCAUUUCGUCAGCUUGCGUUAACCCAAUUACUUAUGCAUUGGUUAAUGAAAGUUUUCGGAAUGCCCUUCAUCAUAUGUUAAUAUCAUUUCGACCGUUUAAUGCUGCCACCAGUGCCAUAGCUGCUCAUCCAUUCACUAAUUCUGUACAAACGAAAACGACAAAGAAAAAUACCCGAACUCCAUUCUCAUGCCAUGCAGAACAAUCUAUUACGGAUGACGUUCAAACAUUAGCAAAUUCUAAUUUAUAA